Oncorhynchus nerka (sockeye salmon) is the source of this 3237-nucleotide messenger RNA. RefSeq names its product zinc finger and SCAN domain-containing protein 2-like. The transcript has 2 exons. NCBI's taxonomy places the organism in Eukaryota, Metazoa, Chordata, Actinopteri, Salmoniformes, Salmonidae. Gene Ontology annotation, molecular function: RNA polymerase II cis-regulatory region sequence-specific DNA binding; DNA-binding transcription repressor activity, RNA polymerase II-specific. The record is from RefSeq and is a predicted model, not a curated record. Gene Ontology annotation, biological process: regulation of transcription by RNA polymerase II. Gene Ontology annotation, cellular component: nucleoplasm. Bases 107 to 1489 code for a protein of 460 amino acids.
UGAAUGCUUCCACGGAUAUGUUUACAAAACAGUCUAGCUUGGGUCGUUAUUAUUAGGCUUUCAGUGAAUUUUAACAAAUAUUUUGGGCAGGCUAAAUUUCUAGAAAAUGACUAAACUACAGCUUUUGAAUGCUUACCUCACCGAGCGGUUAAUGCUGGCUGUAGAUGAGAUACUAGAGGUGGUCGGGGGGACAGUGUCAGAAUUCGAGGAGGAGACUGCCCGUACGAAGAGAGAGAAUGAAGUCCUAAAACGAAGGUUACGAGAAGUUGGACUCGACACGGGAACGGAAUGUUCAGCAGUCUCGACCAGGCCUGUUUCUCUCUCUAUGUCUGGGCAGCACCAGUGGAGUUCCGACCAGGGUCCAGACCUUGAGUCUACACAGACCCAGAACCACAUGGUAAUGAACCAGGAUAAGAUGCCAGCCACACAUAGCCAGCUACCCACAGAGUGCACCGAGUGGAAGAGUCUGUGUAACUCUCCACAUACCCUGUCCUCACAACAGACCGAUACAUCGGCUACCACACCAGUAGUAGCUCCAUUGACUUCAGCGUCCGUGAAAAGGGACUUGGACGAAGAAGACGACCAGCUUCUCCUUCCCUCUGCAAAUCCCUUCAGCAGCUCAUCAUGCCCCGUGGACAGAGUGGUUUUACACUAUAACUCUGAGGGCAUCAAAACAGAGCCUAGUGAUACUAUCCCUACUGACUUGGGGUCAGUAUCUGCUCAGAUGGGGUGUGGUGAACUAAACCCCAGUUCGGACCCUGGACCAGCCACUGUUGAAACCAGGUACACUGUUUCAGACCUGAGCGCUGACCUGGAAUCAGUGGUUGCAGACAGCAGCAGGUAUGGUGCCUCUGCCUCGGGCGUCCCAACUGACCUGGUAUCAGCUAGUGCGGCCAUGAUCCCAGAUGGCUUUUUCCGUCAGAUUGGCAGCGAUGGUUGUGUAACAACAGGGCCAGAACUAGACUUCGGGGACACCACCAGUGCCGUAGGUCCCUUGACCUCCCUGUUCUAUCCGGGUCAAACCAGACGUCAACCACAAACAAAUAGGUCAACAAAUAGGGGUCAUCAACAAAUAAACAGGUCCACAAACAACAGGGGUCAACAACAAACAAACAACAGGGGGGAUCAGAGGUCCCACCCGUGCCCUCAGUGUGGUAAGAUAUUCAGCCACGUGUCACGCCUCAAGAUCCACCUCCGCAUUCACACAGGGGAGAAGCCGUACGUUUGUGCACUGUGUGGCAAGCGAUUCAACAACGAUGGCACACUGAGGAACCACCGGCGCGUUCACACGGAGCUGCGGCUGUACGGCUGCCCUGUCUGCGGCAUGAGCUUCAAGGACGCCUACACGUGUAGGAAGCACCAGCGCGUUCACAAUGGAAUGCGGCCUGCCGGAGGCGGGGCCCACACCUGCAGCCUGUGUGGCAAGGCUUUCAGUGAGGCGGCUAAGCUGACCAAACACAUCAGGACUCAUGUGUCGGACAUUGGGUGAGGGCAGUACAACCUGUAAAGACUUUUUUUAUAGCGUACAUAAAGGCUUUAUAAGCGCUAUAUAAAUGCGUCACAAAUGAUCUAUAAGCCUAUGUCAUAUAACUAUAAAUGGUGUAUAAAGGGUGACGUAACAGUUCCCACUGUAGAUUUUAUUGCCAAAUGUAAGUUAAUAAACCAUUUAUAGAUUAUGACAUAUAAUUAUGAUUUGUAAAAGCAUUUAAGUAGCGCUAUAUAAAGCCUUUAGAUGUUUUUCUUUGCCACGGAGCUCCAGAGUGGCGCAUCCUGCUAAGGCACUUCACCCGACGUGCAGAGGGGCGUCACUACAGCCUGACGUGACCGGGAGUUCCAAGGGCAGUGCACAAUUGGUCUAGCACUGUCCGGGUUAGGGGAGGGUAGGGUUGGCAGGGGAUUCCUCGUCAAUUGGUCUAGCACUGUCCGGGUUAGGGGAGGGUAGGGUUGGCAGGGGAUAACUCGUCAAUUGGUCUAGCACUGUCCGGGUUAGGGGAGGGUAGGGUUGGCAGGGGAUUCCUCGUCUUAACUUGCUCUAGCGUCUUCGCGUGGCGGACUGGGCGCCUGCAAGCUGACUAGGGUCGUCAAUUGAACGGUGUCCCCCUCCAACACAUUGGUCCGGCUGACUUCCGGGUGUCUAUAAGAAGCAGCGUGUUUGUCCGAUCCUCACCUCUCCUUAGCCCGUUGGGGAGUUGCCGUAACGGAACACAAUUGGAUGCCACAAAAUGCUUUCAUUUCUAAACGGUAAGACGGACACGUGGGAAAAUCUCUGAUCCAAAAUGCUGGAGUUUAAGAGACACAUUGUAUUUUAGCUUCAACUGUCCAAAUACAUAUGGAGGGGUGUGUAUGACCGUGGCUGCACCGGCUUCAACGGGACAGGUCUUUGUGUACUCUGUCUGUGGCAGACGGUGUGCAUCCCGCUUCUGAUAAUGCAGUCAUCAGCGAUCCCACAAGGAGUAGUUGAAGUCAUCAUCAGAUGUGAUGAACUACCUUAAGCAAGCAGUAAGUGUGUAGAGACUUUCUUUAUUUUUCUUAUUACUGUGCGUGUGUGUUUUAACUUACUGUAUGUGUGUUUGUGCACCAGCCCGUCCAAAGGGCAGCGGGGCCCUGUCUGCCAGUCUGUUACAGGGAGGUUAUUUACUUUUUGCUGUGUUGUAGUAUUGAUCCACUUCCUGCUUGUGACUCGGGGGGUGGAGCCUACUGUCCUUGGAAACUGCAGAUGAUGAACCGUAGGUUGAAGACACUGGUGUCGAACACAAUUCCUUGAGAGCCACAGUCAGUGUCUGCUUGUUUUUGAUCUUAAAAUAUAUAUAUGUUUUUAGGAUCUAGACCUGCAAGAAAAACCGGGGUCAUGUUGCAUAAAACGGAAAUGAAGUGAAACUGUUUGAACUUGUCCAAUAACAAACACUGAUUAAUUAUGUAAAAAGUAGGAACCCGAAACUCACUGACACUGCAGUGCAGAAUCUAAGGACUGGAGUUGUACUUAUGUGGUUUAGAAGUCCAAAACCACAUUCCCUACCCCAGGACACUUCAUAAGGUGACUAUCCAGGAAAAUUAAAGGAAAAUGAGCACCCCUUGUCUGCACUGAACUGAGGAUUUUAUUUAGAGAGACACAAACCGGCUUAGGAUGCCUUCAUUAGAGUCUCAUCAUGGUCUCUCAUAGCAAGUGCUCAGACUUUGACUUAAUGUGACACUGAUAGUUCAGAGACUAAUGUACAAUAAAUGGGUUUAUUUUUUAAA